Messenger RNA from Klebsormidium nitens, 738 nucleotides. NCBI's taxonomy places the organism in Eukaryota, Viridiplantae, Streptophyta, Klebsormidiophyceae, Klebsormidiales, Klebsormidiaceae. The record is from the annotation of a GenBank genome assembly.
AUGAUCAAGGACCUCUUUCCAGAAAAGUCCACUGCGCGGAUAAACGAGUUUAACAGCUUCCAUAUGCAGACGAACGAGAGCAUGUCGAGCCUCACUCAGAGGAUGAAGACGCUCAUAAGGGUCCUACAGAGACCAGAGGGCAUGGCCGCCCAGAAGCUGCUUGACACAAUUGAGCCGAAGCAGUUUCGGAGCGAGGUCAGGAGGGUUGUAUGGGCCGAGGAUACAAGUGACGACGACCUAACAGUCGAACAGAUCAGCAAGGUGGCAAUCCGCUUGGAGAAGAAACGUUGCACAGAAGCGCUCUGGAGUUCCGCCUCUCAGCCGAGCACACACAGUGACGCGGGACGCGGCCCCGCCGCGAAGUCGGCUGGCCCCGCCGAAAGGGCCGCUGACAACCGCAAGUGCCACAAUUGUGGCCAGUUCGGCCACAUCGCCAGGGACUGCCGGUCACCACCGGCGCAGAAGGGCCGUAUUGCCCCAAUGGUUCAGGCCAACGCAGCGGCAGCGCCACAGCGCGGCGGCUUAGCGAAGGCUGAGAGCAAGUGUUACGAAUGCGGAGAAUUUGGCCACUGGGCUUCUCAAUGCGCAAAGAAGCGCGCCAAGCAGCAGGCGCCCGGCGCGCCGAAGAAGUGGUGCACGCAUCACAACUCCAGUACGCAUGAUACGGCCGAAUGCAAGGCCUUGCAGCAUCCCAGGGCGCCAUCAUCGCCGCCCCUUGCGAACGCUCGCGCCGCGCAA